UGCACCUUGCCGAAAGGCAGUGCCUAACUGGAUCCGGCUUCGACGUCCAUAUGAAAUUCGGCGGCUAACGAGACAUUUGACAACAGCCUUCUAGAUGCGCUGAUUUCUUAGCCUGCUAGCACGUGUAAGGAAACUCAUUUGCCCCGAGACAUACAGCACUUCCAUUGGCGUAAUCUACGGAGGUUCCGAAUGUUUGGCCUUGAGGUCGCUGUUCACAGCAAUAUGCAAUGCUAUGACCAUCCGUGCCCUAGGCCUUGCAUGGCCUAUCCGUCAGAAUGGUGCACUGCUUGCCGCAUUGAGGUUCAUAGUCCCGCAGAAUCGACCUGCCGACCAUAAUAAGUGCAGGCUGCUCGAUUGUGCGACGGCGAUUCGUCAUGAAUUGUUCAUUUGCGUAGUUCACCACCAUCGUGUCCUCAAGUUAUGACUGUCUAUACCUCGGUGAGGUUUUAGAGUGCGACUAUCAUCGCAAACGGUCAUCACAAUGGCAGAAACCCGAGCGCCUCAAUUUCAAGGCGUGUUAAUCGCCUUUCUUCUAGCAUCUACUGUCAGUGUCGCCGCGCGAUGCUACACAAGAAUAAGGCUUGUCAGGAUAUUCGCUGUUGAGGAUUAUUUAGCCGUGGCAACAUAUAUUUUCUAUGCCGCAUAUACUACGUGUGCUUUGAUAUCCAUUCAGCACGGCCUCUGCUCGCACGUCGCCGAUGUCCCGCUCGAAGAACGGCCGAAGGCUAUCAUGUGGCGCUGGAUAGCAGUCACAUUUUACAUUUUGGUGUCGGGAAUGACCAAACUCAUCGUUGGCAUCUUUUUGACGCGUGUAUGUACCAGGCAACGAUGGCAUAAUGUAACCCUGUGGGUAAUCAUGGGUAUCAUCGCUGUCUACAGUGUUUUCUAUGCAAUUUUAAACAUCAACACGUGUCAUCCCAUCGAGCACGAAUGGUUGCGAUACGGAGUUGAGCCAACGGACAUGACAGGAUGCAACGACAAGUUACUGGGAACGAUCCCGACCUAUAUCGCAGCUUUCCUCAAUGUUAUAGUGGACUGGAUUUUGGCAAUUGUACCCGCAACAGUAUUGUGGAAUUUGAAAAUGGAGAAAAAGCUAAAGAUAACGACCUAUAUAGUAUUAGCAAUCGGGUCGAUAGCGUCCGUCGCCUCGAUCGUGCGCAUUCCAUAUGCGCAAGACUUCCUCGUUAAGCCAGAUUACCUAUACCAAUUCACAGAUCUCGGCAUCUGGAGCACUGUCGAAAUCGGAGCCGGCCUAUCUGCUUCAUGUCUUGCGACUCUGAAGCCAUUGUUAAGAAGAAUGAGAACAGGCCAGGCGUCAUCAAAUCCAUUCGACGAAUCUGCCUUCAGCGGGAGCUUCCAGUACCAUAAGGGUCGACCGAGUAGCAUCCCGAGGAUAUAUCGCCCGGACCUAUCAAACCAUUAUGCCAUGGUGAGCAUCACAUCAGAGGGCAAGUUCUCGAAGCUUGAAGAGCUGGAUGCGAUAGUUGUGAGAAAAGAGAUAUCGGCUACCCACAUCGUGUAGGGCCCAUGGUGGCUUGUAUACCGC
This is a messenger RNA of Truncatella angustata, 1546 nucleotides long. RefSeq lists its product as uncharacterized. The record is from RefSeq and is a predicted model, not a curated record. Lineage: Eukaryota; Fungi; Ascomycota; Sordariomycetes; Amphisphaeriales; Sporocadaceae. The coding region runs from base 482 to 1522 and encodes 346 amino acids. The transcript is spliced from 4 exons.